Labeo rohita (rohu) is the source of this 3076-nucleotide messenger RNA. Its product is annotated as zinc-alpha-2-glycoprotein. Gene Ontology annotation, cellular component: external side of plasma membrane. Gene Ontology annotation, biological process: immune response. The transcript has 7 exons. NCBI's taxonomy places the organism in Eukaryota, Metazoa, Chordata, Actinopteri, Cypriniformes, Cyprinidae. The record is from RefSeq and is a predicted model, not a curated record. Bases 103 to 1026 code for a protein of 307 amino acids.
UUCUUCUAGCCGCAACCCUGGAAAGUCCCUAUUGUUUUGACCUGAUACACCGGGCCAUUGACAGUGACUUUUGACAGAACUUUUCGAAGAAGAUGUUUUGACAUGAGUGGCGGAUUUUCUGGUGAACUCGGAUUGGAGUUUUCAUUUUUUCUCAUUUUAAGCUUGGCAUGCAUUCGCUGUGAUCAGUAUGAAAGACACCAUCUCCAGUUUGUUUACACCGUCCUCACCAAACCUGAUGGGUUCUCCGGUCCUGUGUUCAGUGCAGUGGGUCUGUAUGACGACAGACGGAUCUCUCACUACAGUAAUGAAGAACAAACCUGGAAAAGAGACAGUUCAGAUGCAGAAAUCUGGAGAUAUACCGAAGAACCUCGUGAUUCUAGAGACUGGUUUAUAAAUCUGGUUAACACUCUGACGAACUGCACAAGCUCCAGAUGUGAUGGGCUCCAUACUCUACAGAGGAGAAUCGGCUGUGAGGUGGAAAAACAUCCCGAUGGAUCAAUGAUGAAUGUGAAUGCAUUUGAUGAGUACAGACAUGAUGGAGAGGAUUUUAUUGCCUUUAAUUUUGAAACAAUGCAGUGGAUGGAGAAAAGUCCAAAGGCAAAAGAAACCAACAUGAAGUGGAAAAAUCAACAACCUCGCAGACAAGUCCUCAAGAUGGAGCUCACAAACUGCAUGGUCUGCGUCUCCACAUUUAAUGAUUCAGUCAGAGCUCCACCAGCUCUUUACAUGUUUGCAUCUGAAGUUCCUCAUGACAAAAGCAAACUGAUUCUGACCUGUCUGGCCACUGGUUUCUACCCCAAACACACGGAGAUGAACGUCACACAAAACAACAUCACACUCCAACCAUUCAGCUCUACUGGAGUCAGACCCAACAAUAACCAGACCUUUCAGAUGAGAACCAGUGUGGAGAUAAACAAAGAUGAGAAACAGGGUUAUGAGUGUCACGCCCUUCACAGCGGUCAGACAUUUGUAAAAUCAUGGGAUGCAAACUUGGAAAUUAAAGGGAUAAUUUGUCACCAGGAUUAGUUGUAGGUUUUUUUGUAAUUGCAGGUCUAUUCAUAAUCGUCAUGUUUUUAAUCUACAGAGUGUUAAAAGGCCAGAAUAAUUGUAAUGGUUUCACCAGAAGUGAGAUUUCAACUCCUGAAUUCUAGUGAUCAACAUGACAAUUGUGAAUACACAGAUGAUACAGGUACUUCAGGACCAGGUGUCACACACAGACGAAGGCAGAGACGGAGGUAAGUAACCUGUUUAUUAAACAGGUUGUCAAACAGUAUUCAGUAGUAUGGUUGGUAAGAGAUCUUAUCUGAGCAGUUCAUGUAAACGGGUAAGCAAAUCCAAGGGAGCAGACGAGAGAAUCAGAGUCCAUAGAAGUAAGGAGGAUCAGUGAGCGCGAGGGAUGUGAUCUGUAGACCAGACAAUGAGUGACUGAACAGUCCAUGUAUUUAUAGGGGUGUGGUAAUUGGAAUCAGGUGCGCAGUCAAUACGGGGGUGUGGUCUGAGUGGGUGACUGAGGUAGAACUCUGACACCAGGGUUGUGAAACAGUGAUUUAAGCUAUCUGCCUACAGCAGGGAUCUCUAGCCCCGAUCCUGGAGAGCUAAACUCUUAAUCAUAAGAGAAAAUAGAGAAGAAACUAUUUUGUCUAAAUGGUUCCAUAAAGAACCUUUAACAUCUGAAGAACCUUACAGAACCUUUAACCUUUAAUUAAAUGGUUCUUUGUGGAACCAAAAAUGGUUCUUGUAUGGCAUCGCUGUGAAGAACCUUUUAAAGCAUCUUUAUUUUUAAGAGUGUACUUUCCUGCAAAUGUCAGAUCCAAUCCCAAACACACUUUUAAUUAUCAAGUAGCCUUUGGGUGUGUUUGAUUUGGUUUUGAAGCUGAAAUCUGCAGGACUGAAGCUCUCCAGGAGCAAAGUUGGAGACCCUUGGUCUAUCCUAAGCACUUUUAACUGUCAGAAACAGAGUUGUAGCAAGUGUCAAUAUGUCCUGCUUUAUGCACUGCUGCUUUACACUAAUAUAUGUCUUGAAUGAAUAACAAAUACCCUUUAUCUUAAAUACCCUUUUAUACCCUGCCUAUAGCAGGGAUCUCAAACCCUGAUCCUGGAGAGCUACACUCUUAAACAUAAAGGUGCUUCACGAUGCCAUAGAAAAAACUUUUUUGUCUAAAUGGUUCCAUAAAGAACCUUUAACAUCUGAAGAACCUUACAGUUUCCUUUAAAAGAACCUUUAACCUUUAAUUAAAUGGUUCUUUGUGGAACCAAAAAUGGUUCUUGUAUGGCAUCGCUGUGAAGAACAUUUUAAAGCACCUUUAUUUUUAAGAGUGUACUUUCCUGCAAAUGUCAGAUCCAAUCCCAAACACACCUUUAAUUAUCAAGUAGCCUUUGGGUGUGUUUGAUUGGUUUUGAAGCUGAAAUCUGCAGGACUGAAGCUCUCCAGGAGCAAAGUUGGAGACCCUUGGUCUAUCCUAAGCACUUUUAACUGUCAGAAACAGAGUUGUAGCAAGUGUCAAUAUGUCCUGCUUUAUGCACUGCUGCUUUACACUAAUAUAUAUGUCUUGAAUGAAUAACAAAUACCCUUUAUCUUUUGAGGUCAAAUGGAUAAAUUUGCUGUGAUUAAGCAGUAUAAGUGUGCCAAAUUAUGGGGGAUUUUUGUGCAUAAACAGCAAAGGUGAAAAACUGAAAUGUAUUAUUCAUGCCUAAAAUGUAAACACAUUUGUGAAUUCCAUUUUUUUUUUUUUGUCCUUAUUGAAUUCCUGUAUUGUUGAUUGUAUUAAUAUUUUAAAUCAGGAAGCAAACAACUUAAAAUGUUUUACAGCUGUGUGUAAAUUAGUAAUGUCCUAUUUAUAUUUGUAUCUUUUCUUUUAGUUUUUAUUUUUAUUCUUAAAACUUAAACACGGAAGUAAGCCUAUGUGUGACACUUCCAGUUAUAGUAAAACUAUUUGCACUACAAAACCAGUGUCCACAAUGAAGUUAAUGCAGUAAAGUAAUAUGUUAAGACACACCAAUCUGCACUAUUAGAUGCACUGUUUUGUACAUCUAAGAAUAGCUGUUCAUACAAACAUCCAGUUGAUUCUCAUGCAAA